This is a messenger RNA of Ilex paraguariensis (yerba mate), 552 nucleotides long. The record is from the annotation of a GenBank genome assembly. NCBI's taxonomy places the organism in Eukaryota, Viridiplantae, Streptophyta, Magnoliopsida, Aquifoliales, Aquifoliaceae.
AUGGUGGAAAAGGGGGAGAAUUUUGCAAAAUUCCCAUACCACCCUCUCUUUAGGACUGGUGAUAUACUUGCUUUGGGUCCAGUUGUUUUAACUCCACAUUCUUCUACUGUAGCAAUGGAUGCUGUGAAGAGGUUGGCUGAGGCAAACCCCGUGGUGAUCUUCAGCAAAAGCUCUUGUUCCAUGACAGACUACGUUGGGACACUGAUACGCAAUUUUGGGGCAAACACUACAGUUUAUGAGCUCGAUGGAUUCCAAAAUGGACAGCAAAUGGAGAGGGCACUGCUGACAUUAGGAUGUAACCCGAGUGUACCUGCGGUGUUUAUAGGGAAUGAAUUGGUUGGUGGUGCUAAGGAGAUCACCAGCCUCAAUGUCAGGGGAAAGCUUAAACAACGGCUCAUAGACGCUGGUGCAAUAUGGGUUUAGAAUGCAAUACAUAAGAUCCAACUAUAAUACUAUGUCAGUCCAAUUAUGAGUACUGUUUUGCUUCGGUACUAAAAGAAAAUAGGCAUGGUAUAAGUAGUUAUUGAGCCUCUUUGUGUAAUAAGUUCCACG